Molecule: messenger RNA, 10078 nt
Organism: Petromyzon marinus (sea lamprey)
Lineage: Eukaryota; Metazoa; Chordata; Hyperoartia; Petromyzontiformes; Petromyzontidae
Cellular component (GO): nucleus; cytoplasm
Molecular function (GO): microtubule binding
Source: RefSeq, a predicted model, not a curated record
GAGCGAACGCACGCUGUGUUAUGAGCCACAUCGUCUUGACGAGGGCGUGGGGGAGGAGGCCGGUGAGCGGCACAACGGUGCACGACUUGGGGCUGUUGUUUUUUUACCACGGAGGUAUGCGGCGCGCGGACGUAAUUUCAGAGAUGCCAAAGCAAAGAGCCGCCCGUGCGUGUUUGAAAGGAAGCUUUGCCCAACGAAUGAUGGAGCGCUGCGAAAUACAGUACAUGUGUACGUUACGGAGGGCAUGUUGUUGCAGAAUGUUGCUUUUUUUUUCUCGUACGUUUUAAUAAUGGCAAGCCUGUAUUGUAAUUCAGCUGUGGCUAAUGAAAUUAAAAUUAAUGCAUUUUUUUCUAAAGCACGUUUUCAGGAUCCAAGGCGCAUUGCCAGUAAAAGCGGAACGUCGUUAGACCCAACGUUGGCCUCACGGUUCCAACCACGUGCCAACGUUGGCCCAACGUUGGCACAUUUACUGGGCUAUCGCGGUGCAAGACUGGUGGCGGCACUGCCAGCCGGUUGCUCAAUUAAAGGAUAUUAACAUCGCUUGGAGUUGUUGGGCAGUACACUUUGUAUUUUGAAUACACGCAUGCACAGUCACGAUAACACAGAACGGUGACUGCAGUGGUUACAGUGAGCACACGUGCCCGACGCGAACCUGGCGAGCUAGCCACGGCUUACACGAGUGACAUUCAAACGAGCCCUGCGCCCUCCACUCCACCGACCCGCACCGACCGGCGCGGCAAAGUACGGUCAAACAGCCCCCCAUAGCCGACACGGAACGGGAGAGCGGCAUUCAGCGGCGCAUCGACAAAAAAAAAGGGGCUGGAAAAAUUACUGCACUGUACCGUGGUACGAUAUGUUCUCUUGUUUAUAUUCCGUGCUGCAUUUGACCGCCGCCUAGGUUGAGCGCAGUGGGCAACAUCGCACGGCGGACGCACUUAGGGGCCACUGACGGGGCCGAAACGCAAGGUCGGCGCGAAGGUCAUUUCCACCUGCGUUGUCACGACACGCGCGGCGAGGGACCUUUUGCAGCGCCUGCGUCAAACUGGACGCAGGCGUAAAAUCUGCCAGGCGGUAAAAGCGGCCAGCGCGUGCGAUCGUCCGCGUUUAUGCGGCGUGAAAGGGUCACUGCCGGGCGCGUGCCAUGAUUUUCACCGGCCGGUUGCAUCACGUGCGGGUUAUAGCGGCUCCGUGCAAUCGUCGCAGAGUCGGAACUCGCCGGGGGACCGGAGGGUCCGGUGUACAGGCGGGCAUCUUAAAGGUUGGCGUAUGUGGACGUCUGUAGAAAAUUGCCACAAACGCCGGGAGCAAUCUGCCUUUGAAACAUGGGGCGUUGAUUCACCGUACUUGAGAAGCAAGUGAAUGCACGCGUCAAUGAGAGCACAUUACUCCGUGUGAAAUGGUCUGUUGUGAACAUAGACUGUACGUAUAUCAGUAUCCUUAUUUCGCAUCAUUUUGGGGUAGCAAUCUAAUUUUUUUACAUUUUGAUCGCCACCCAUUUCUCAUGAUUUUUCAUGAUCUAAUCUUUUGCCGCAUUAUAGAAAAUGAGACUGAGGUUUUCGUGAAUAAUGUAUGCUUUUCUCACUUUUUAUGGGGCUCUCUAAAGCUUCCCUCGAGUGGAGCCCCUUCCGCCAGCAGUGACGUGAGCAGAAUAUUGUAGGGCUGUAACUUUAUAUUUUCACCUUUCUACUUUUACUGCAGCGCUGAGCGACUAUCUACGAUUCAGCACCACUGCUACCUCCGCUGCCUCCGAGCAAGACAAAUGUGAACGGGCGAGGCCAAGGCACGGUCGUGCCGAGACCACUACGGUUCACGUGGGUCCGUGGUGAUAAAGAUGGAAAGAUACGUGGCUCGGAGAUGCUAUCGCUUUACCGGAACACGAUGGCAAAACAAUGUCACGAAAUGCUCUGCGAUGUUCCGUUGGCUUCAGCGCAGCUGCUCUGUUUGAGUUCAGCAGCGUGUAACGCGUUGCUGCGUUCUUUGAGUUAACGAUGUCUGCGGGAAAGGCCCGACGCAUUCCUGACUCUCAGGUUCAAGAAUCGGAACUGAAUUCUUCACCCGAAAAAUUCAAAAGAGGGGAUCGCUGGCGGCCAUCUCCGCGCAUAUGAGGCGUGCGUCCAGAUAGAUUGACAAGGAAGAAGGCGAAGCCGCCGGGAAACGCACCCCUUGGCUUUUCGCGGCAGGCUUUAGGACGGCGCCAGUAAGCCAUGUCGACGCAGACGCUCGGGGGCUGCUCUUUCACCUCGCCUUGGGUCUGAAGCCUGAGAGCCGUCUGCGUUUUACAGGCAACGCGUGCGGAUCAAAGUUACCGAUUCAAUUCCACGGUGUCGCGAUGGUUAAGGUUCUGUUAAGCUGAGAAGCCACGCGAUUGCUUGCAUGACCACGGCAAAGUAAGUACUUUUCUAAAUGAAGCACCCUCAGAAUUAAUGGAUACAUUUCGUAGACGUUACUGCAUCGCGGUGGCUUUAUCCAAAUAAAUUGAUUGUUUUACAUAAGUGUGGGUAAAUUGUAGUUUCAUUUGCUCUCUUAAAAUUCACAAAUGUAGUAAACAUACCGUAGACGCAUAGUCUGCAAGUGCAAUCUCUCAGUAACUUAAGUAGCUGUCACUCAGUAACUAAAACUGCCGUCGGUAACUGUCCUUUAUUACUCUCCGAGAAUGCAGCCGAAAGAACAACCACUGUCCCCCAUUUGUCCUUUCACUGUUACGGUCCAUGUCAGCCCCAGUUGUUUGUAGGCGAAAGACACAUUCAGUAAUUAUGAUGCAGGUUGGAGAAAGUGCUUUGGGAAAUGGACAAAAAGGCAGCUCGAACGAGCGAGGGGACGUAAAGAGCCAAGCGGAGGGACUUAACUCGGGCGGUGAUAGACGCUCUCUGUCCGACGCCGUGCUCGCGCAACGAUGCCUGGACACGUCGCGCAACUCGAACCCACAGCGCGGCGUCAGGGACCACGGCGCGGGGACCCCCGGACGCAACGUGUGGAUUUCGACCGACUUCGCCCGCAAGGCAGCACCGGCGCUCGGCGAUCUGAACGCCAACAGCGUCGCCGUCCACGGAGGAGUGGGACGCGUGGAAGCGUGCACCGGAGGGGAACGGGAGGCCCGUGCGGACGGACCGCCCGCGCGUUUUACGAACCAGGUUGAAGGAGGUAUGGCCAUGGACGUGAACAUUGGGAGAGCGUACGAGUGUGCGAAUGCGAAGGUGAGCAGCCAGCAGGCUGAUGAGUCGAGUUUUGUGUUUGGAGGUCAGGGUGGUCGGCUGGAAGAGGAGCCGGGAGGCGCUCAGCCUGGCUGUAAUUCCGCGUGCGCCGACAGCAGGGGAUGCCACGUGGACGAGGAAUUCUCGACGUACGUCACUGCCAGCGUUGAUUACGACCAGUGUCCAAGUCAGGCUCUGUCGUGCAAAGGAGAAAGCUCUGAGCUUGACAACCAGUGGAACGUAGACUUUGAUGAGCUGCCCGUUGAUAACGACGAACAGAGGAAGCGUGCGAGGCUGGAGCUGGGGCAUUCUUCGGAUGUUUCGACAACUGGACCAAACCUCACGACGGCUGCAGAUGAUGCCACUUGGUCGACCGACAUUUUAAACGACUCCCAAGAGACGUCUGCCUUUGUGGAGACAGGGAGACGAUGCAAACAAAGCCACCUCGUUUCUGACAGCGACCCCGUCUCAUCCGACUGCAUGGAUACGACCGAGGCACACAGUGUAAGCCAGAGUAGUUCAAGGCAGAUAAGAGUCCCCGGUGUUUUCCACCAAGAAUAUUUGGUGCUAUCUGUAGGAGGCUCAGGCACAGGACGCCUGGCGGGGCAGCCUCAGGGACACUGGCAAAUUUCUUCGGAUGAAUGCGACGAAGGCUUUUCAUCAAUUAAUCACUCUCAAGGUGGAGUUGUUGUUGAUGAAGAUGUUCUGGGGAGUUCAUCCGAGCCAGAAAAAUACGAGUCGGGCAUUCUGUGCAAAAGUAAAGACGAUUGUUCAGAAGCAAAACCAUCACGUGCCGAAGACUUGCUGAUGUUGGAGCCCGAAGGCGUUUUGUUAAAUGCGUCUUCAUUUCUGGAUCACGAAACUAAGAUGAUCACUCGUAAAGUUUUAACUGAGACGACCGCUGGCAAUCCUUUUGGUAAACUUGUAGGCGUUGUCGCGAGCGAAGAUGUUGAGCAAGUUGCAGUGGGAGAGGAACGGAGGGCGAACCAUGCCGUGGACAGUUUGUACGAACAAAAGUCCGAGGCAGCCUUUGUGCCAGACUGGGCCACAUUGGAGCACGAAUCGAUGGAACGCCUUAACGAGACCAAAAAUACCAGCCCGGCGUUCACCGCUCGAAGUGAUACCAAAGCAACGCCUGAAAACGAUGGAAACGUGGACUCACUGCCAGGCUUAGAUCGUGAAGUUUUGGGCGCUGCAGAAAAUAGAAAUCCUGCAGAUCAGAGCACUGGCGAUAACAUUCAUAACGACAAGGAAAGCGUGUCGGCUGAGAACACUACACUGGACACUUACGAUUCGUCGGAUGUUUUUCUCGCUCGAGACUACCUGUGCGGCAGCUCCACGGACUGCGUGGAGACCUCCGUGAGUGAGAUCAGCAGCUCGUCAGAGUUUGACCAUUCGGCGGCGGAGCCGAGGAUGAAAUCUAGCAGGGACGCCGAGCCUGACGUCCAGCGGACGGGCGGGACGUCCACCUCGGGGGCGCUCGCAGGCGAGACGGAGGGCGCGGUGGGUCUGGCGCGUCUCGCCGAAGGCGAGGUGGCGUCGCUGGCAUUUCCAAAGCUCAGACUGAAAAUGCCUCAAGCUGGAAACGUUCUGCCGGAGGUAGGGAGUCCCCCGGCGCUUGUGCGAUGUGAGCAUCGCGUGGAGAGUGAGACUCGCAUUGAGGAUCAGUUGGUUGCUGUCACUAGCGACUUAAACUCAAGUGGUAGCUUAGAAGUGUACGAUGGUAUUCUUACACGACAAGGAUUUUUGGAUAUAAUGUCAUUUGAUAGAAAUAUGUUUCCUUCCUUGCGCAUGGAAGCUCCAAUGGAAGAUAUGACCACGUCCGAGCCGGUGUUUUUGACAGAAGUUGGACUCGAAGUGGAAUCGGAGAACGGGGAAAUUCAAACGGAGCGGUCAAACGCGAUCCAAGCUGCUUUGAACACCAACAAGGUGGACAGUAAAACCAGCUCGCCGAUUAAAAAAACGCCGAGGAGAUCGAUGGCUCGACUGAUCGCGAGACCAAGCCCGAAGAACGUGAAAACGAAGGUAGACGGCCAGGCCGCGCAUUCGCCCCGUCCGCUCAAACGAUCGGCGUCGGUCGUGGAGCCGAAGGUGACGCGCUCCCCGUCGUUCGCCGACUGCUCUCCGAGCUCCCCGGCUUCGCUCAACUCCCCUGCGCCGCGCGGCCCACCGAAGGUGACCACCGCCAACGGCAAGCCGCCGAGGCCGACGGACGCGGUGCCUCCGGUCGCCCAGCGAGGAGGCGCCGGGCGGCCGUUUACCGCGCCGACGGGCGGCGGCUCGCACGCGAGGGCGGUGCGCACGCUCAGCUUCGUCUCCCGCAUCCCCGGGCUGCGGAGGGCGUCGUCGGGGGUCAGGCUGUCGGCGAGCAUCUCGGUGAAGGCCGACAGCAGCAUGGCCGAGCAGACGUCGGAGGCGAGCUUCAACUCAAUGGAGAGCGCGAGCGAAACCAGCAGGUCCGCUGAGAACAGCAAAAAAAGUUUAGCCUCCAGCUCGUCGGCCGCGGCGGCACCCCCGGCACGGCCUCCGCUCGCGCACCGCCCAGAGCCGGGGCCGCGCGCUGGGCCCGGGUCGGCGCGCCAGGCCUCGCGUACUCAGGCUCAGGCGAGGGCCGGGCUCUCUCCGCCCGCAGCCAGGCCGAAACAGAAUGAGCUCCCGAUGACCUCCAACCUCGGAGGCGCGGCGGUGGGGAGCGCGAGGCCCGCGGAAGCAGGACCAAGCAGGACCCCGGCGCAGCCCGGCACGGCCGCGAACGCCGGCAGACCUCCUCGGGCGAGACCCACCUCCUUGCUUCCGGCGCCGGCAAAAUCGACGUCCGCUCGGUGCCUGCCGACCCCCACGGCGCCGCCGCCGCCACCGUGGGGCGCUUCCCGGCCGUCGUCCGCGCCGGCUCCGGCUCGGGUGCCCGGCCCGCAGCAGUCCGGCCCCUCGCGGCCGCUCCGCUCGUCGGCCGCGGGUUCGCGACCUCCGCCCGCGACUUCCGCCGCCGCCGCCGCCGCCCGUCCUCGCAGCGCCAGCAGCUCGUCCGUCGGCAGCAACCAGAGCGCGGCCAGCAAGGUCUCCGACGCGUCUGUCCACCCUGCCAGGCGAGUCUGGGACAUCCGGGCACGCAUAGCCUUGCCGCAGUUUGUCGGGUCGGCGUCUCUGCGCAACGGAACGUCGCGGCACCCCGCGAGCCCCGGCAGGACUCCAGCACGGACGCCCACCGGCACCGGCACCGACCCUCGCCCAGCGCUGCCCACGCAGCCCUGUGCCAACGCCACCGCUGCCGCCGCCAGAGACGACGCGGGCAACGGCAGUGUCAAGCGGCUCGCGGUCCCCACUCCACGCGGGCGAGGGUCAUCGGCCUCCCACCAUGCCACCCCAGGGAGGCAGCGUCGUGCGGCAGAGACGGGCAAAGAGCGCGGCGGGGUGGCACGCGGCGGCUUCCGGGCGGCGAGGCCCCCGGCGGCCGAGACGGACGCCGGGGGCCUCCCUCCGGGCCCGACGACGGAGCUGGCGCUGGCGGAGAGCGAGCGGCGGGCCCUGGCGCUGGCGGAGCGGUGCGCGCGGCAGGCGCGCCAGCUGCAGCGCCAGCUGGAGGGGAGCGCCGGCAACCUGCGCGCCCUGGACGCGCUGGCCGUCGUGCUGCAGCACACUCACGCCAAGCAUGCGGAGGCCGUGCGGAAGGACCGGGAGCUCUCUCUCGUCAUACACAAUGUGCAGGAGGAGCUCGCGAGCAGCGCGGCGCGGUGCGAGGCGCUGCAGCUCGACAAGGAGGAGCUGCACGACAGGUGGCGGCGGGAGGCGGAGAGGGCCGGGGAGGAGCACGCGCUGGCGCUGUGUUCGCUGCGCGACGGCCUGAGGCUGCAGCACGAGGCCGAGCGCGACGCCCUUCGGCGCGAGCACCUCGCCGCCCUGGGCGAGCUCCGCGUGCAGCACCGCGAGCAGCUGGAAGAGUUGCAGUCAAAUCAGGAGUCCCUGGCACAGGAGAUCGAGGUCCGUCACAGUGAGGAGAUAUACUCACUGAAGGAGCAACAGGCUAAAGUGCAAGACGAGCUCAAAAGGAGCCAUGACUCAGAGAAGAAAGCGUUACAAGAGGAGUUUGAGCGGACCAGGCUAUUAUUGCAGGACCAGGUGGACACGCUGACCUUUCAGAACGGCUCCCUGAAGGACAAGGCGCGGCGCUUUGAGGAGGCCCUGCAGAGGGACAGCGCCGAGACCGUGCAGGCUGCACUGGCGCCCUACCAGCACAUCCAAGAGGAGAUGGCGAGCCUGCAGGCCGUGCUGGAGAUGCGUGCGCACACCAUCCACCAGCAGCAGAACCGAAUCCUCGAGCUGGAGAAGCUGGAUGAGACAAAUGUUGCAUUGAAAGAGAAAGUGAGGGCCUUGACCCAGCAGAAUGAAGAACUGAAGGCUCGUGUCAACAAGAACAGUGCUAUGACCAGACAGCUGUCGUUUGAGCACUCGGCUCUACAGGAGACGCUCGUGAAGGAGUCAAAGACGAACAAGCGGCUCUCGAUGGAGAACGAGGAGCUGAUGUGGCGGUUGCAAAACGGCGAGGGUCUGGGCAGCCCGGGCAAGGGCUCUCCCUCCUCCACCUCCUCGUCCAUCUCCUUUCGGUUCCCUCCGUCCCGCAGCCCGGCCUCCAUGUCUCCGUCCCGCUCGAUCGCGUCGCCCGCUUUGUCCCCGACGCACGGGGGAGGGGGGCCCCACGGCACGCCGGCCAGGGUGGUGGUCUACCCGGCACCGUCGCCGACCCACUCGCUGGGAACCCCCGUGCGCUCCUUGGCUCUCGCGUCGCCCUCCCGGGGCCACGCGUCGCCCGCGCGAUCGCCAGCGUCGCCCUCGCAGGCGGCGGUGUCGGCGCCGUCUCCCGCGCGAACGCCCGUGUCGGAGUGUGCCACCGACGUGCCCAGAUGACGGACAGACGAUGCCGCCGGUGCCGCGUUGGCUGCCGAGAGGGCCCCACAGCCUUGUCCGUUUGCUUUAAAAAAAAAAAGAGAAACCUAUUUAAAAGUUAUUUUUGGCAGCACUUCACCCUUGGCAGUGAUGGGACUGUGCUUGCGUGUGCAGGUGCAAGUGCUUUCAGAUGAGAAGUCUUUUAAUGAGGUUCCUGCCUUCCAGACUUUACUCAUCGUAUUGUCACCGUUGUUGCUCAGCUCAGGAGUGUCUUCUUUCACUUUUUAAAGAAGGAUGGUGGAAUGUGCUGCACCCAAGCUACGUCCACUCGCCCUUCAGUUUUUUGUUGUUGUUGUUUCCUCUAUGCCACGUAGGGCUUCGUUGCGGAUCAAUUGCGGGAAUCUCUUGCCGAAGACGAUGCACUACAGACAGCCUAACGUCCGCACGCAGCACAUUUGACUGCGUCGCAUCCUAUGAAACGCCCGGUUCAGCAAAAUGGGAACACGUUUUCUUACAAAGCCAUCAGCAUGCCGUGCUUUAACAUGCUUGUGUUCAAGGAUACCUUGGUGGUAUUUCUAAAUGCUAAAGUUCUAAAGGUUAGGAACGAACGUCUGCCAGUGAUUGUUUCAAAAUGAUCGUGACUCAAACAAUUGAGUAAAUAGCUGUAAUUUUCACGUGGCAGAAUUGACUUGGACAAGUUUUAUUUUAGGAGCUACAGCACAAACACACGGAUGAAAAUUAAAACAUUAGCAUCACUUUAAGAGCAGAAUUAGUGGGGGUAAGGAAUUCUGAUAGUUUCCAACCUCUGCAAUGAAUCAGCGAGCAUUGUUUUUAUUUACUACAGCUAGUAUAUGCGGCUAGACUAUUUUGUGUUCACAAAAUGAGAACAUAAAAAGCGUACGUUGCAUACCUACCUGGUACUGAAAUGAAAACAAUUACAGAAUCUCAAAAUCAUAAUUUUGCUUGGACAAAUCGUAGCCCAUAAGUCUCCAUGAGUCUCUUUAUUCAUGGACAAAUCACUGAUGAGAAAAUGUGUUGUGUUUGGAAUCAUUCAACUGGCAGAAAUUUUCAAAAAGGAAUUGCCAGGGAUUGUAUUGUUCGGUUGUAUUGCACUUGAUCUAUAUAUACCGUAUAUAUAAUGCGCAUUAAAUAUAUUGUACGAGUAAUUUAUUUUGCCAGCUUUUGCGAAGCUUCAAACAGUUCUGGAUAAAUGUUUGUUUAAAUUCCCAACUCAUGCAGGAUACAGUUCAUGUAUUUGACCCAAGUGUAAGGAAUUUCUCUAUUUCACAAAAUAUGUUGGAAUUGACUUUCGUAAGCCCAUGUAAUGCUGUAUAUUUGUUCAAAGCGAUCUGAAAGUCCUGCCUCUUUUGUCAAAAACACUGCAUUUUAAUGCGUGAUGUUAUUUUUGCAGGUCAUGUAAAAAAGCAGUACAUGAUUUAAAAAAGAAAACCCUCGAAUUAAUUUAGACCUUGUGUCUGUGGGUUGUUAGUAUAUCUAUUGCAUGAACUUACAGAAUCUAAACGGGUUACUGAUUGGAAGAAACCGCAUAAUUGUUGUGGCUUUGCUUGCAAAAAAGGAAAAUGUCUUGAACAGGAAACCACAUUUAAAGGCGAAAAUAGCGUGUUAUGGAAAAUUGUGUCUGUUCAGUAAACAUUACUGUCAAGAGGGCUAUAUUUGGGACAUAAAUGUAAACCAGGACCGAAAUGUUGAUUGCAGUUGCAUUUAAAAACGUGCAACAGUAAUUUUAGGGACCCCUUUUUAAAUGAAAAUGACAGUUCACAAAUGAGAAUUCAAAAACUAAAGUAAAUAAUUAGCGUGUAAUUUAAAAUGGAGGUUAUUUUUAAGGUGCAUUGGGCAUUAGGAAUACCGUUCAUCUUCACACAGUCUACAACUACCGCUUUACUUGGGUAUGUCUCGACUUUAAGUCAUAUUCAUUUGCCCUUGAUCUCAGCCAAAAACUAUAUCAUUGCAAAUAAAAUAAACCUUCCAAAGGGGUGUGUAUUGUU